Messenger RNA from Linepithema humile (Argentine ant), 1545 nucleotides. Its product is annotated as deubiquitinase OTUD6B. The record is from RefSeq and is a predicted model, not a curated record. Lineage: Eukaryota; Metazoa; Arthropoda; Insecta; Hymenoptera; Formicidae. Gene Ontology annotation, molecular function: cysteine-type deubiquitinase activity. Gene Ontology annotation, biological process: protein deubiquitination.
CUGUGCAUCAAUGCGUACGCAGAAGAUGUCGUUUUCGUUCAUUCUACUGAUGAGAGGUAGUAGAGGUUAUACUAUUUAUAUUAACAAAAAAUGGCGGAUUUAAUGUUAACGGAGGAAGAAUUAACACAGAAGCAUAAAAAGGAACGAAAGGACCUACAAGCACAAAUACAAACUUUAAAGAAAUCCAUUUGUAAAGGCGACAAGAAAAAGAAAAAAGAGAUUGCAGAAGAGAUAGGACGCUUAGAGGAGAGUUUGGAAAAACAGCAAGCAGAAGAAGUGACCACAUGGAAACUGGCUCAUAUUACUCUAAAUACUGAACAGACAGAAUUUGUACAAGAACACGAAAUUGACGAAAUUGACAAGGACAAUAAUUGUUCUAAGCAGUCCGUACAUAAAAUUUCCAGAGCGCAGAAGAGAAGAGAUAAGAAAGCAAUUGCAGAGAUAGAACGCAAUCAAAGAAUCAUUGAGCAAGAAGCGCUUAAUGUUUUUGACAAGAGAAAUGUUGAAAUAGAAGCCAUAAAAAAGAUUCUUACCGAACGCAACUUAAUGGUUUAUGAAAUUCCUAGUGACGGCCAUUGUUUAUAUAAUGCAGUGGCGCAUCAACUCAAGGUAAAUGGAGAAACACCUCUUAGCUUGCACGAUCUCAGAACAAAGACUGCUGAUUAUUUGAGAGAAAACAAAGUUGACUUUUUACCAUUUCUUUCCAAUCCUGAUUCUGAUGAUCUAUUGACACCUGAGGAAUAUGAAAAGUACUGCAAUGAUGUGGCUGAAACGAGUGCUUGGGGUGGCGCUGUUGAGCUGCAGGUACUGUCACAUAUACUAAAAUGUCCAAUUGAAGUCAUACAGGCUAUAGGCGCUCCAUAUAUCAUUGGAGAGGAGUAUAGUAAUGGCAAAAAAGUGAUAUUGACCUAUUAUCGUCAUAUGUACGAGUUAGGGGCUCAUUAUAAUUCUGUUACAAAGUAUGUUCAGGAUGAAGAGAGCUGAUAAAAGUUUCGUCUAGAUAUUAUUUACAUUUUCUUACAAUCGUUUUCAAAUCUUAUUAUAGAAUGUUAGAUUAAUUUCAAUUUGUGACCAUAUUUUUAUCAGUCAGUUGAUUAAUUUAUUACGCUAAAUUCUAGAAAAUAUAUCAUAAAUUUUCAGAUAGUAUAAAAUAUUUUUAUCGAGAUAUAUACAUAAAAUACUGAAAAAGCUGCCAGCAGACUAUUUUCAAUCUUCCGAUUGCAUUUUUAAACUCUUUACAAUUAUUGUGAUGAUUAAUAACCGUUAUAUAAAAUGUAUAAUAAGAGAAAUUCUUUAAAUGUGUACAAUGACUAUUGAAGGAUUAAAUAUAUAAAAUGUAUUAUAAACUUCUCUUUUUCGAAAAUAAAAAAUUGAAAAGCUACAUUUUAAGCUAAAUAUAUGCUGAAAAUAUCGGAUAUUAUUGUUGAGAGUAUCAGAUUAAAUUUUUUAAUAGUCACACACAUUUUGGGAGUUUUUUUACAGCCAUUACUUUAACGUGAGAUACAUAUCAGCCAUCAAUAAAACGUAUUUCCUUGAUUAUAUUAA